GUCAUGCACAUACACUCUGCUGUAGACAUGAUUUACCCUCUGAUUCUCUCUGGGAUUUUACUUCACAUCUCAGAUGGUGCUGGACUUGAGAACAUUAAUAUAGGAGUGAAACCUAAAUCAUCUGGCAUUAUUCCAUGUCUAUAUGAUGAAAAACAUAAAGAAAACCGGAAAUACUGGUGUAAGGGGACGUAUUGGGUCUCUUGCAAAAUAUUGGCAUCUGCAAAUAAUACCAGAAAAUAUUCUCUCACUGAUUAUCCAAACCAGAGUAUUUUUACAGUGCAAUGGGAGAAUCUGCAGACCUCAGACGCUGGAUUUUACUGGUGUGCUGUGGAAAUCGGUGACUAUAACAUCCCAGACGACAGUUAUUAUUUGUAUCUGAAGGUACAAUCAGUUCCUGAUGUGUCUGUGGUGAGCAGCAGUGUAUCUGGACAUGAAGGUGGUGAUAUCAGUGUUCAGUGUCUCUACAGUUCUGAAAAAAAGAAUGAAGUCAAACAGUGGUGCAGAAUUAAAGAUCAGAGCUGUUACACAGUGGGCAGCACUGACACAUCCCAGAAUUCAUUAGUCAAGAUCAGUGAUGAUGGGAAAAAAACCUUCACUGUGCUGAUGACUGGACUGAAACUGAAUGAUUCUGGCUGGUACUUCUGCUCUGUAGGAGACUGGCAGGCUCCUGUUCAACUCAAGGUCACUAAACCCAAACAAGCUAUAACUACUGAAUCAAGACCUGAGACACACAUAGAUGAAACCCAUCCAUCUCGAAUAGCAGCCUCAGGGACUGUUAAUAGUGAAAUACACAGCACAGAUGAGCAAAACAAGCGUGAUGUGAUUCUGCUCAUGUUUCUACCAGCGAUGCUUGUGCUGUUAGUGAUUGUUACUUUUGUUGCCAUAGUAACUUGGAGACUGAGAAAAAAGCAGAGUGAGUUUUCUGGAUGA
Labeo rohita (rohu) is the source of this 930-nucleotide messenger RNA. RefSeq names its product polymeric immunoglobulin receptor-like. NCBI's taxonomy places the organism in Eukaryota, Metazoa, Chordata, Actinopteri, Cypriniformes, Cyprinidae. The record is from RefSeq and is a predicted model, not a curated record. The transcript is spliced from 6 exons. The coding region runs from base 4 to 930 and encodes 308 amino acids.